GGAGGACCGAGGUUGUCUCCACUUUAAAUCACACGCAGCUCUAGCGGACCUUCACUUUUUGCAUCCUCUUCCUCCUCUGUCGAGCACUUCUCUCCUCCUCUUUCGUCGCUCCUCUCCCUGUAUUUCUAGCUCCUCAGCGCCAUCCACAAUCUGUUAUUUUACCUCCUCGACCGACGCGUGAAACCCCAAAAGACCUGUCACCAUGGAGGCCAUCAAGAAGAAGAUGCAGAUGCUGAAGUUGGACAAGGAGAAUGCCCUGGACCGGGCAGAGCAGGCCGAGACGGACCAGAAAGCAGCAGAGGAGAAAUGCAAGCUGCUGGAGGACGACCUGCUGGCUCUGCAGAAGAAGCUGAAGGGAACAGAAGAUGAGCUGGACAAAUAUUCUGAGGCUCUGAAGGACGCUCAGGAGAAACUGGAGCUGUCCGAGAAAAAGGCCGCGGACGCGGAAGGCGAUGUGGCGUCCCUGAAUCGCAGGAUCCAGCUGGUGGAGGAGGAGCUGGACCGGGCCCAGGAGAGGCUGGCCACGGCCCUGCAGAAGCUAGAGGAGGCUGAGAAGGCAGCGGACGAGAGCGAAAGAGGCAUGAAGGUGGUGGAGAACAGAGCCAUGAAGGACGAGGAGAAGAUGGAGAUCCAGGAGCUGCAGCUCAAGGAAGCCAAACACAUCGCAGAGGAGGCUGACCGCAAAUAUGAGGAGGUGGCCCGUAAGAUGGUGAUCCUCGAGAGCGACCUGGAGAGAGCAGAGGAGAGGGCAGAGGUUGCAGAAGUGAAGUGUAGCGACUUGGAGGAAGAGCUGAAAAACGUCACCAACAACCUGAAGUCUCUUGAGGCCCAGUCUGACAAGUACUCAGAGAAAGAAGACAAAUAUGAGGAAGAGAUCAAGGUCCUGAGUGACAGACUUAAGGAGGCGGAAACCCGUGCGGAAUUUGCAGAAAGGACAGUGACCAAGCUGGAAAAGUCCAUAGAUGACUUGGAAGAUAAUCUAUCGCAUGCAAAAGAGGAAAACGUAGGAAUGCAACAAGUCCUGGACCAAACACUGCAGGACCUUAAUAACUUGUAAAAACGCCAGCGAGAAGAAGCACCUCAGACGAAGUUUUGUAAAAGAGAAAACAUUCCCUCCAGCUUCUAUAGCCCAACAAUAACCACAACAACAACAACACAUUUAGUCCUUUUUAUAUAUUUAUGGUUAUUUGUUCCCUCCCCGUCCUCCCUUUUUAUAAUGGUUUUGGGUCCAUAUGAUUUAAAAUUUUGGCGCUGGAACAUUUUGUUGAAUAAAACCUGACCAGGAUGACAAUCA
Molecule: messenger RNA, 1294 nt
Organism: Phycodurus eques (leafy seadragon)
Lineage: Eukaryota; Metazoa; Chordata; Actinopteri; Syngnathiformes; Syngnathidae
Product: tropomyosin alpha-4 chain-like
Exons: 9
Coding region: 203-1057 (284 amino acids)
Biological process (GO): muscle contraction; actin filament organization
Cellular component (GO): actin filament
Molecular function (GO): actin filament binding
Source: RefSeq, a predicted model, not a curated record